AUGAAAGACGGUGCAACAUCAGCAGCAUUAUUAGAACAUAAUAACCGAGAGCUUAAAAGGCCAGACAUUGAUUAUGGAACAGAAUCUAAAUCGACUACAGAAACAACUGAAAAACGACGAACUCUAACUCGUAAAGAAGCCUUUCGUGUUGAUCCUACAACGAAUACUCAUACAAAACAUAGACAUUAUAAAAAACAAGAUCAGAUACCUUUAACAACUGAUCAUGAAAAUGAGUGGUCUAAUUCAAUAAAAGAUGAUCCAAAUUCUGGUGAAUAUGAUACUGAUUUGAAUACAUUUAUUAAAGAUAAUCUUUCACGUACUGUAACACAUGAUUUUCAAAAUGAUGAACAACAACCAGAUUUACAGUUAAUUGAUGCUAAAGAGAAAGAAUCAUUAACUGAUGCUGAAUUAGUAGAAUAUUUUGCAGAACGUAUGCGUACACUUCCACUUAUAUACGGUUUUAAAACAUCCGAACGAUAUGAUAUAAUGCAAAAAGCUAUGUCGGUUAAUCAUGAUAAGGAUACGCAUGUUACAUCCAGGUUGCAUGAAACACGACAUCGUCCGACAGUGCAUGCUUCUACUGAAACAUCCAGACAUAAUUCUUUUAAAUCAAAAUCUAAAGAAAAAUUUUUUCUUCCAAAAAUUAAUUCAACACCCAGUGAUCACGACCAUCAAACAAAUACUUCGACUGGUCCAGUAAUAACAUCCUCAUUUCGAAGUGGUACCGAUCGAUUUCCUAGAAAAAUAAGAAAAAUACCUGGUCCCGGCAUGUAUGAUAGACUUUUUGAAUAUCCAACUCAGAAACAACUUGUUUCAUUUCUAUCACGUGGAAUCUAUUUUAGUUCUAGUUUUACAUAA
Messenger RNA from Adineta steineri, 858 nucleotides. NCBI's taxonomy places the organism in Eukaryota, Metazoa, Rotifera, Eurotatoria, Adinetida, Adinetidae. The record is from the annotation of a GenBank genome assembly.